GUACACUCCCCCACCACCACUCCCUAGCUCAAUGUUCUUUCAAUUUCAUAACCAAGCUGUAAUCUCAAAUUCCUCAAUUUUCUUUGAUUAGAUAAGUAUCAUUUGUGGACCAAGCUUUCAUAGUGAAAUGAAUGUGUUUCCUGGAUUUGGUGGCUGGAUCAAUCAGAACAAUCAACAGCCCCCAAAGGGCGAGUCCAAGAGAUCUGAGAACGUUAAAUCUAACUCGAAUACGGAUAUGGAUACUAAUAAUACCGAAGAUGAUGAGGAGAUUAAGCAACUAAAUCUUUGGAGUGAUGCAGAGAAGAAGCAUCCAUGGUAUGAUCCCCCUCCAAAAGUGAAGGUGACAAUGAAAAAGGGUCUUUGCCAUAUGAACAUAGAAUUGACAUUAGGAGUGCCUCCUGAUGGAGCAUACGAACUUUUCAUCAAUCCAACCAACAUACCAUUCUUUGUUAUAGACAAGUCAGGGCGACAACUUCUGGCAAACAAAUCAAGAAAGAUUUUGAAGAAAGAUGGACCUAGGCAGACCGUGAAGGUGAAGAAAGCUGUGGCAUGGGACUUCCUUUGGUUCUCUGGAUCUCUCCCCAUUAAUUUAAUUGUCAACGAAAACAAAAAAGACCUUGAAGUAAAAUAUAAGAAAGAAAAAAUGAUGUUCAUGAAAGUGUUCGAAGGUAGCUGGAAAAUAGAACCACUAUAUGUAGAUGCAGAUCGCUUAUGCAAGAACAUGAAACCUAAGAGUCGAGAAGAAUACAAAAAAUGUAGUGGCGGACAAGGAAAAAUUGCACCAAAAGUGACUAUGGACCAAUAUUUUCAGCCAUAUCCUCUUUUAAAUCUGCCGCCGUUUUCUUGGUAUAUUCGUAACAUCACCAUCAAGACCACCAAAACUCUGCUCAAAAUGCUUCAAGAUAGGGCCACCAUACUGCGAGAGAUACCGUAUACUUAGGAGUUAGAACAAACUCGAUGGUCUUUGUAUAUUCUAUCACGUUCCAUCCUAUUUCCAUAGUCCAGUCCAUGCCAUACAUGAUGACAUGCGUUGCAUGCGGGUCAAAUAAAUCAAAGAUUACUUCAUUUCCUACUAAAUUUGAACUUUGUGACAUACGAAUAUUUAAGCUAACUUUGUGCUUACCAUUAAAUCAGAGAAAUGUAUUCUUAUAUUUUUGGAA
Molecule: messenger RNA, 1160 nt
Organism: Arabidopsis thaliana (thale cress)
Lineage: Eukaryota; Viridiplantae; Streptophyta; Magnoliopsida; Brassicales; Brassicaceae
Product: OBP32pep protein, putative (Domain of unknown function DUF220)
Exons: 5
Coding region: 128-940 (270 amino acids)
Source: RefSeq, marked reviewed